Molecule: messenger RNA, 6894 nt
Organism: Pangasianodon hypophthalmus (striped catfish)
Lineage: Eukaryota; Metazoa; Chordata; Actinopteri; Siluriformes; Pangasiidae
Product: coiled-coil domain-containing protein 178
Exons: 20
Coding region: 133-2652 (839 amino acids)
Source: RefSeq, a predicted model, not a curated record
GCUCCGCAUCAGCUGGAGCCACACGGCCAUUUCACAUAAACUAAGCACCCCGAGUCAGAGUCACAGCGAAUACACUGAGCUAACAGCCUAAUCACACUUACAGUCAACUUGGACAUCACCGGGUCUUGCGCCAUGCCUGAUAUUGAAGUACUAAAACGUCCUUCACGAGAAGGCGGAGACAGUUUGCAAGAUCGAGGGGAACUGCAGAAAGUGUACUCCAGCCAAACAUGUGCACUAGCAAACACUCCAACACCAUGUGUGGGUAAAGCAAUGUCCCACAUCCAGGAACUAAUGGACAAACUGGACCACUGGUCCCACCAGGCAGCUACUACACAGCAUGAUAUUUCUGAAGGAAAAAAUAAAAAUGACGGCAUCUCCAGGUUUGAUUUGUCCUGUUUGAAAACUCACACUGAGCUGUGUAUUGAAGGCGUGGGGCUUUUUUAUGAAAAUGAAACGUCGUGUCCCUUCUGGAAGGGGACAGGUGGCGUUCUGCUGGAGGUGGUGUCACUUAUCAAGCGCCUGGAGUCAGAUCGGCAAGAGGCCAAGGAGGCACUGCAAGAGGAAUGGCAUAAAGCACAGCGCCUGAGAAGAAAACAGGACAGUCUCUUUCUGUGGAAACAACAACAGCUUCCCGCAGAGGUGCAGCUAGAAUAUGAAGCCUGCACCAGAGACAUUGCAGAGCUGAGGUGGCAUCUUAGAGUAAAUAACGAUCAAAUGCACCAAGUCAGAAACAUCCUGAAGCAGGUCGAGGCACAGAAUCUUCAACUGCUCGAGAAUAUCGAUUUUGUAAAGAAACAGGGCCCACUUGUAAAAGAGAAGUUGCACUUGGAAGAUGGAAACAUGAAGCAGAUAGAAUCAGCUCGAACGGAGACUGCUGAGGUGCUCACGAAGUUGUCCGAUGAGCUAAGAAAUUCCCAGCAGGAGCUGGAGAAUGAUGAACUGCAGAUGAAUAACGAAAGGAGUGCCAUAACACAGACACUCAAAGACGUCCGCACUCAGCUUAAAGAGCGAAUCUCCGAAAUCCAGCAGCUGAAGUCUUCCUGGGAUGUUACUUGUGCCAGAAUCCGUGAGACUGAGGAGAAGGUUGCAUUUAAAGCUAAACAGAUUGAGGCCAGGCUCCAGCAGAUCCCCAUUCUAGAAACGCAAGAGACCGAAAUAAGCAAUGUCGUUAUGGAACUAAAAGCAAAACUACAAAGUCAUGAAAGAAAACUGGCAGAAAAACAAGAUGACUUGACAAACUUUCUAAAGCAGAUCCAAGCAACUAGGCAUGAAGGAGAAGCAAAUGUCUGCGAGUCUGAGGAGAUCUUCAGCAGGAAGCGUCAGGAGCUCCUACGCCUGCGUGAUAAAAAUAAAGAACAUGAAAUAGAAACCGAGGACUACAAUAAGAAGAUCCGUCAAAGCAAGCAGGCGGAGCAGCAGCUGCAGAAGGACCAAAAGCGGAUACUAGAGAAGAUCAGUCAAAAUGAGGAACAGAGGGAUCAGGCCAAGGGUGAGCUGGCACUGCAGACCACCCGCCACACUAACACCAAGGCUCGGCUGGAGGACCUGGAGCAGCAGACACUCGUUCAGGAGCAGAGCAUGAGGAAAGAGAGAGAAACGUUGAAGAUGCAGCUGAUGAGUGAGAUGAAGCUGGUAGCCGUCGUCAAGGGUAACAUCGCCUCAAUUAUGAAGGAAUAUAAAGAGACAGAAGCCGAUUGUGAGAGAGAGAAAGACAAGGUAGUGAAAGAACAUGAAGAGGCCUCGUCUGCAUUCGCCCAGCUGGAGACGGAGUUGUUUAAACUGCGAGAAAUACACACAGCCAAAUCUAAAAAAAUUGAGGACUUGAAAAGGAAAUUGAGUGAUGUCCUGACUGCACAUAAAAGCCUGUCUGAUGAUCUGGACCAGCAGAAGCGUGCCUGUCUCGACCAUCUGCUUUCAGCUAAAGAAGCCCACAAGACAGACUUGGUGAGAUGUGAACAGGUUUCCAGAAGGAUCGAGGAGCUCAGGCUAAAGUGUGAAGAAUACAGAAAGGAAUCAGCAGUAAUGGAGGACAUGGUUACUGCCAUGCCGCAAAUCCUGGAAGAACUACAGAGUGAAUCUGACAUGGUGGAGUAUAAGCACAACCUGAUCAGCACAGUGAUGUCCAGCCUGCAGAGUGACACAGUGGCCUGCAGAAACAGGACAGCCCUUUCAAAGGAAGCUCACUCGUCCCUCCUUUCCCAACAGCAGGCUGUGAUGCAAGACUUGAAGGCUAAUUUGAGGAAAGCUCUAAAAGAGAACGCGGAGUUGGCGCAGGAAUACAGGGAGCUGCAGAAAGCCGUGAUGGUUGCCAAGCGAGAAGCUGUGUUCACGUUGAGUGAGAAAAACAGAGCCGAGGCCUCUUUUCACAAUCACACACAGCUUUCAUUGUUGCAGAGGAGGAUGCACAAAGCCAUGCUGAAAUACUUCAAACACCGCAGCGUCUACAGCCAAGCAGAGCUGGCCGGCUUCCAGGCCCUCUCCAACCAGAACAAGCAGAAAAUGAAAGCCCUCCAGGAGGACUUGUCCAGAGCAAUCCAGCGCAUCUCGGCCUUCCUGACGGACGCCAGCCACGACGCCACAGCAGACAAACAGAGGCGCGUGGACCUCGAUGGACUUAACAGGCCGAUGCCUACAGUGCAGAUAGCAGAGUAAUUGGACGCUCACCUUUGUGCCAGACAACUCACUUAUAACCCUCUCCAAGCGUGCUUCACUCUCUCCACCCUCUCUGCUCCUCACAGCCCAAUCCAUAACAAUGAAACAGGUGACUUUCAUGCUGCUGUCAGGAAUGAUCUAAUUUUAGCUGGGUGAAUGAUUGCAAUUGGCUUUGCCUCAUCAGAUAAUUAAUCUAUGUCACCAUUAAUUGGAAAAGAGAAUAAUUACAGGGCUGUGUUGACAGAAAUUCUACGCUUCUUCACAUUCCCGGAUCUAAUUACACCUACUAAAACCCUCCUGACCUUAUCCCGUGGUUAGUAUACCUGCGUAGUCUUAACCAGCGCAUGGCCGAAGUAUACGCUUCCUCCGUCACCCUGGAUCUCUCUCUCGCUUCCUCUCGCUCUCUUUCUCUCUCACUCUUUUUGUUGUUUAUUCUCCUUUUUUCCCCCCAUCUUCCUGCCCGCAGAACUGUCUCUCUCAAUCACUUUUCAAUAUUCAAUCUUAAUUUUGUGGAAGUUUAGCAUUUUCAAUGAGCUGGAGAUGAAUGAUUAAUGAAUAAAUUUAAAUGCUUCAUUUUGUCCAUGGAUCAUUAGUCAAGUCCUUUGUGGGAAGGACCUGCAAAAAAAAAAAAAAAAAAAAAAAAAAAAAAAAAAAAAAGAGAGGGAAAAUUAUUGAGACAUUAGCCUGAAGCGAUCCAGGGGUAAAUAGUAUGCACAGAAGGAUGUUGUGUGAGCACUACCCACUGGCGUUCCUCAGAACCCCAUGAAAACACUUGUGUUCCUAUUUUCUCUCAUCACAUGACUAAUGUGCAUCAGUGACGAAUUCAUUUGGGAUGAGUUUCUCGUUUCAUUUCUGCAGUUAACUCCUCGCUCGUUCACUUACGCGUAUGCAUUUUUAAAUAGGGGAGUAUUAUAUGUAUAUAUGUAUUUGUGGAAAUAAUGUGCAUUAUUACAGCAGUUGGUGUCUUUUGGAUUCUCCAGAACCAUAACAGAGAGUAUUUUUUUUUGUCUAUAAUAUGAAAACUGAAAAGAAAAAUAGAAAAUAAGUUCGAUUUGUCAUUGUAAAUGAUUAUGUAAGGAAUAAAGCCCUCAGCGUGGUGCUGUUAAAUAGGAAAUUAAUCAACAAUGGCGUCAUGUGAUGCGACUCGAGGGGAAGUGGAGUUACUGUUACCACCCUGAAGUUGAUUAUUUUCCUAUUACAGUAUGUCCUGAAGUAUUAUAUUCCUUUUAUACCACAGCAAUUUCCUAACAAUUACAAUUUUUCUAUUUAUUAAAGCACGUGUUGUCAUUUUUAUACAUUUAUAGUUACAUUUAAGGUUUAGAACAGUCAUAUCCAGCUAUAAACCACUGUCCCAUAACCAGCCUCUCUUUUUUAUUCUAACUCUAUCCUGAAGACUUUCCAUGUCAGCAAACAUAAAAUUACAAAGCACUGACACUGGAGACUCCUUCCACAUACAUGUCCUUAUAGAAAACUUCACUACGCAUGGAAUCGUUCCUAUAGAAACAAUAACAUUACGGCAAUGGCAUUCAUAUAAACGGUGCGUUACAGCCGAACCUUCUGACCAAUCAGAAGUGAGAAUUCAACACCACAGUGCUAGCGCUUAUGUAAUAGCUGAGCUGACUUCCUGAAUUCCUGACAGCCGUAUAUGAAGCGUAUAUGGAGCUGCGUGAUGCUCUGGUGCUUCGCAGGCUGUCAGAACGUGUUCAUCCGGAUUCCAUCGCAAGGCUCUCGGAAAUCUCACUCCAGAGAGUUGUUAAUGAAACAAUCAAGCCAUAGUAUAGGCCACUGAUGAGUAACACAACACAGUGCAACAAUUUGCUGACAGGAUCUCAGGAUAAUGUUGCGUCAAACAACGUUCGUUGUAUUUGCUCUUUAGGUUCUCACUAUAGUGUCUCUGUUUUUGUGCAGUGAGAGCUGACGUUCCCUCUUUUUUUUUUGCGUGCUCUGGAUGCCAUGGUCAUGUUUUGAAGGAUGAAGUGUCUCUCUGCUAUCUCUUCCAGUUUGGGCAGCCAUAUUUUAAAUUAGUACACUUCCCAAACACAUUCAUCUGCGCCCUCUAUCCUGCUAAUCAAUCCUGUGAAAUAAAUGGCACCAAACCUGGAACGCCAUAGUGUCAUUAAUUUCUCUAGAAACAUGCAUCAAAUCCAUCCAUCCCCGUGUCGCGCUGCUCUGACGUUCACAGACACACGGUUACGCACAUGCAUGCGCUUCAUGAAAUACACAAACGCAAUCUUUCUUUUGUAUUCGUUUAGUAUUAUAUAGUGCAGGUCAACAGCAUUAUAUAGUAUACAUAGACACAAAGGACUGGAGCUACAAGAAAUAUUCAUCUUCAUGUUAAUAUCCUUUUAUCCCUCUUUUUUUUGUUUUCCCCAUAAAGCACAAAACUGUAUGCAGAAUAAAUGCCUCCUGUAUUUGCGAUAUUAAGUCAUUUCAAACAGCAGUAUGUUUUUGGAUACAGUUAGCAGAGUGACACUAGAAGUCAGUAGUAAUGGCCUUUUUAAGAGAUAUCAUAUUUAGCUAACACCUUUGUGCCUUCGUGGAUUAAUGCCCCUGUUUACACCUGUGAAUCUGAUAUUGAUACAGUGACAACGGCUCGAGCCAUGUGAAUGAUGCUGAUGAGUUUGUGUAUUCAUUUAAGUGUGUGUGGUGGUGGUGGUGGGGUGGGAUGGAGAGAAAAAAAACGUCUGGAAAGAAAAGACAAAAAAAAAAAUAAAAAAGAGAGAAGUGGCAAACAAAUUCAUCAGGAAAAUAAUGUAUGUUCCUUUUUUCCUCCACACUUGCCUGCUCUCCCACACAUUCAUCUUAACAGAAUAAUAAUUUGUGAAAGUCUCUGACAUUUGUGGCUAGCUAGCAUGGUAAUAAACCCGUGGCUCGGAACGUUUUUUACUUAAUUAGAGUCAAUCAAUCCAAACUUUUGCUCACUUACCGGUGUGAAACAGCGAUAUAAUGAGCAGAAAUCAGCACGGUGAUUGGAAAUACAAAUUACAGCUGUUUAAAGGAAACCACACACUCUACUACGUGGCCAGCGAUGCAGAAGCCUGCUGGGGACAUCUUGAAGGGUUUGGUGCCAAAUCGACGGCUACAGUAGCUCAGGGAGAAGGUGCGAGAGAGAGAGAGAGAGAGAGAGAGAGAGAAUACAGUGGGGGCUAAUUCAGUAUGAGUACUGUACAAAACGAAGACUGUUUCAGUUUAUCCCAGUGAAAUAAGUCAUUACCAUUUCAAAAUCGUAUAUUAAUCUGGAAUGUGACUAUUACUACUAGUGCUGUUAUUGGAAAUUAAUCAACGAUUAGGUGGUGUGAAGAAGCGGAGUCACUGUUCCCACCUGGAAGUUUAUUAUUUUCCAAUAACAGCACAUCCUGAAGCAUUUCAUUCCUCUUAUUAUCAUUUGCCAAUGAUUAUAAUUUUGUUAAAUUUAAGUCAGUGGGAUGUCCAAGAAACAAAACAGCCAAAACAAACAAAAUAAACCAGUGUAAAACAACUCCUGUCCUGGAGACGUUCCUGUGUCGGAAAACUUACAAAGAAACACCUUCCAAAAAUGCUAUCUAAACGCACUAAACGAGCAGUGCACGCUUUUUCCACACAUGAAUGUGAGCUGUUAAUAUAUAAACGGUAACAAAUUAGAAAGAGCGCAUUAAUAUAAGCCUUGCUGCUCUUAUAGAAAAUUAAUCAACACCUUCUGACCAAUCAGAUUUGAGAAUUCAGCAGCGCUGUGAUAUAAGGCCUGGUAUUGUUCAUGUCUGGGGUUUUUUUUGUAACAAGUUAAGUGGAGGAGCCUUUUAAUUUUCAAGCAAAGGUUAAUUUCUGAAGUUUCUAAAGCGCACAAGCUGAGCUUGGCAGCCACAGCUUGACGUUGUGUUGCAGUUAUUAUUGUCAGACUAUCCAAGGGAGCACAGAUAAUGUAAAAUUCUCUGCUUGGUCCCCAUUUGUUUCACUGCUGACUGGAGGGAGUAAUUGGGUGGUGCUGACCAUAUUAUUAUCCAUUUUCAAAUGGGUUACAGCAGUGUCGGAACAAAGGAAGGGAAAUGAAAUUAAAGGCUUAAUGUCUACGAAUGUUGCUUUUUGCACCAAAAGGAAGUGCAAAGCAGAGGGAUUCAACAAAUAACCCAAUCUAAUAUGUGUAUUAGAUGUUCUAAUAUGUGUUGAGGGUCCUUUAUGGGAAAAGCACAGACAUUUCAUAUUCAUGUGUUUAUGUGAAAAAUGUACGUAUGUGAAAAUAUAAAUAAAAUAAAAUAUGUGACCAUG